Messenger RNA from Cucurbita maxima (winter squash), 1784 nucleotides. RefSeq lists its product as uncharacterized. Bases 155 to 1480 code for a protein of 441 amino acids. The transcript is spliced from 4 exons. Lineage: Eukaryota; Viridiplantae; Streptophyta; Magnoliopsida; Cucurbitales; Cucurbitaceae. The record is from RefSeq and is a predicted model, not a curated record.
UCCCUCCCGCCUCCUCCUCUUUCCCCAAUCGCAUUCUCUUUACACUUACAGAAACCUUUCAAAACCCUCGGUCUACUGUCCCUCCCAUCACCACUGAUUCUUGGUGGUGCUCCGACGAUUGCCCUCUUUACCACCGCCUUCGCCGGACUAAACAAUGGCGGCUGCAGCUUCCUCUGAUGUUUCCGAUGGACCAGUCCUCAGCCUCAUCAACAAGCGUCUCCGCGCCCUUCGCAAGAAGCACAAUCGCAUCAUUCUGAUGGAGGAGGCAAUUUCUCAGGGAAAGCCCAUUAACAAGGAGCAAGAGGACGUCCUUCGCUCUAAGCCUUCCGUCACCGCUCUCAUCGAUGAGCUUGAAAAGCUUCGUCAACCGCUAUCGUCGGCUGUCUCUGAGGAAAUUAACUUGGCCGUUCAACGCCAGCAGGCGAGUGUCUCCUCUCAGCCCGUUGUAACCGAUGAUUCGCCUUCGGAGGUUACGGAUGACAAACCGAGUGGCGAGAAAGACCAGUCCGAACACGCUGUGGUCGAGGACCUUCUAAACCUCCUUUAUUUUGGCUCUUUGUUUGACGUCAAAUCUCAAAGCGAUUUUACUUCUACGAUGCUUACGAGAACGCACGAAAGAAGUUGCUGCAUCACCUACGAUUAUGUCACCGACGAUGCUACCGAUCUUCUUGCCGAGAGGGAUUUGGAUUUGAUAUCGACGAUGAGCGGCCUAUUGGUCUCUCGUCCCGUAGAUUCGAAUUUGCCGCAUAAGAAUGCAUUGGAGCGUUGCAUCGAGCACGCUAAACUCUGGCUCACGAAGGCUGAUCAGCCUAUUGAGCCCAACACGGACGUUACUUAUGCAAACUUGAGGGAGAGGCUGCACAAGAUCAUGGCGUCAGAUUACUUCACUACCACACCUGAGAUAAAAGGUCCUGUUGAGGUAGCUGCUGUUGCUGCAGGAAACUAUGCCAAUUUCCAGGUUCCGGUGGCUGUCCAUGAAGAAGAAUCAGAUGAAAAGUUUCAACAUACGGAUGUUGAUGUGGGAGACUUGCAAGGAGAUGAUAUCAGUGAUGGUCAACCUGGUUCUGUUGACGAGAUGCCCCGGGAUGUGCAAGAAACUGGAAAUUCUUCUGAACUCGUCACACAGCAAGAAGUGAGACCAGAAGAAGAAUUUGAGCAGAAACAUGCGGACGGAGAUGCAAAAGAUCAGCAGUAUGUUCCUCGAAGGGGCUAUAUGAACCAAAGAGGUGGCCGUGGAGUUGGUGGCCGAAGAGGAUAUUCUAAUGGUCGUGGAGGUCGAGGCGAUGGAAGGGGAGGAGGAUCCUACCAGAAUGGACGCAGCCGAUAUUAUGACCAGUCAGGAAACUAUUAUCAGAGGAACUACUACAAUGGUCGAGGAAGAGGUGGGAGGGGCGGUGGCCAAUCUUACAACAGUCAUGGUUCAGCCCAAGGCGCUCCCAACUCUAACUCUAACUCUGCAAGUGUUGGCGUGGCUUUGUGAUGACGGUAUUGAUAUGUCCUCGGAGUGUUUCUCAGAAGUGGGUGGGUGAUGCGAAUGUUUGUUGCUUUUCAUUAUUCUCUCUCUCCAUCUAUGGACAUUGGUCCUCGUUGAAUUCACCAUCCUACAUCUUGUUUUUGUAGCUAGUUUUGAUGGAUCCAAUGGAACCUGUGUACAAAAGGGCAGAUAUUGCCAAACCGUUUGAUCCUAAGUUAUUUUGUGGACACGAGUUGCCGAUGUUUAGACGCGUAUGUUAAGGUAUGAUAUGGUUUUCUCGUUUUCUUAUCAAGUGUUCUUAGUCCUUAAA